Messenger RNA from Opisthorchis viverrini, 640 nucleotides. RefSeq lists its product as hypothetical. The transcript has 3 exons. The record is from RefSeq and is a predicted model, not a curated record. Lineage: Eukaryota; Metazoa; Platyhelminthes; Trematoda; Opisthorchiida; Opisthorchiidae. The annotation marks the transcript as partial.
UACUCUCACUGGGUUCUUUCAGUUGGUUGACUUUCAUCUCACCAGUGGCUGGCAAAACGAGCGGAACUGUUGUGUUGUGGACUUCCGGCUAGGCUCAUUAGACCUGACACAUCAGCGCACCUUGUUCACUUCAUUUAUGAACUUGUCCGUUGGCCAAGUGCACGCAGCCUAUGUUCACAGCCCAUCAGAAGCUGAGUUUCUUGUCCAGCUCAUUCAUAUCGUGUGGCUCACCUGCGUAUGGUUGGAUGAACAAUGCCAGACCGAGUCUCGGUAUUACCAGACCAGCUGGGCUCACGUCGGUCGACAUGCUGGAAUGCUUAAACACAGUCUUCCUAUGGCGCUGGGGCUUGAGCUAGCUACGCCUGUGACACGCUUUGCUUCUGGGGAUCCCGUAUCCGGUGGCGGAUUGGAUCGGUCUUGUCUGUCUACUGAACCAGGUGUCUGGAAGAAGUUGACUCGCUUUCUGGGACUGAGUAAACGCAGGCUAGCCAUCCAGGUCCGCCUACAUGGUGGAACCGAUCUGGCAGCUGGGAUGGAGUCCUCGAAACCCAUCCAACGUGAGGGCCGCUGUUCACCGUUUCGCAUGGCCGCGUCGACUAAUUUCGAGGAAAAUUUCACUCCUGAUGAGAAAAUACCACCG